Messenger RNA from Dovyalis caffra, 696 nucleotides. Lineage: Eukaryota; Viridiplantae; Streptophyta; Magnoliopsida; Malpighiales; Salicaceae. The record is from the annotation of a GenBank genome assembly.
AUGAGUGAACCGCUAAACCCACCGUUGGGACUAACAAUCUCCAUCACCGAACCCAUCCGCUCCUUUCUCCUCACGGCUUCCAAAGACACAGAGCUAUCUGAACAACUCCAGGAUCUCGCUCUCAAUCUCUCCUCUCAACAUAACUUGCACUACAAAGCCUUCCGAACUAUAUGGAUCCAAUCCCCUCCCUCAACCAGACCGGACUUGAUCCGCCUCUUCUCCGGUUCCAAUUUCAUCUUCUCUAGCCCCAAACCCAGAGAAAAGAGUGAAGAAUUGAAGGCGAGAUUGAGGAAACUUGAAGAAAUGGCAGAGCGGAAUGCGUAUGCAGAGCUAGUUAAGGAUAUUACGCCGCGGAAGAAUACCAAUGAGCCCUUCUCUUCUUAUAAGGAUCAGUUUGGCUUUGGAUUCCAAUUAGUAGCUUUGACUGUUAUAAACCUCUACCAUUUUAAUCCGACUCUGAAUGAAUUGGUCAUAUGGGACAGUUUGCAUGUUGUUCUUAUCAUGUUUACUGGCUAUCUGGUUGGAUAUGCAACAUUUAGAGCUUUGUUUGGACACAGUUCUGCCAUGAGUGCUGCUGGAGGCAUUCUUGGACUGGUUUGUGGAAUGCUUGUAGAAACACUUCUUUUCAUAAUUAGAACUUCCAACCCAGAUCCUGGAUCAUCAACUUCUACUUCUAAGCUAAAGAAGAAUCAAUAG